Molecule: messenger RNA, 133 nt
Organism: Funneliformis geosporum
Lineage: Eukaryota; Fungi; Glomeromycota; Glomeromycetes; Glomerales; Glomeraceae
Source: the annotation of a GenBank genome assembly
GGAACGUGUCCUUCAGGUUCUAUCCGAUAAUGAUAACGCGAUACAACCUACAAACCCGAGCUUGAUGAGAUCGUCUCGUACAGAAAAAGAUACGGAUGUCGCCAAAGUAACAGAUGAAAUAUGUGAUACCUAA